UGCUAGCUUCAGUCUUGGCCAGGUCGGUGUGCGAGACACAUCCACAGCGCGGUUCAUAAGCACGCACACACACAUAGACACAAGUAAACACACUCACACACACACAUUCACACAUUCGCUCCGUCAGCGUCGCGCGGGUUUUGUUGUUGGACUUGUUGUUGUUGUGCUGCAAGUCCAAGUUGUCGUCAUCGUCGUCGUUGUUGUGCGUUCACACAGAUGAGAAACGAGCAUUUUUGAAACAAAGGCAACAUAACCAAUUGGAUUACGCCACAAAUAAAAUAAAAAGCGAAAGAUUAAAACGGAACCGUUUUGUUAAUUUUAUAAGUUGCCACAAUGAAGUCAAACACACAAAUUAUAUGCACCGCGUUGCACUUAAUCACAAUUGCAGCUCUAACGACACAUGGUGCACAGAUCCCGAACUCAGCGAGUAAGUACAAAAAUUCGCUAAACGAUGCCAUCGCAGCGGCUGAGGCGGAAGCGGCAACGGCAACGGCUUCGGCACAGGCCACGCCCCCAGGCAAACAGUCAACCAUUGAGCCGAGUGUGCGGGUUAAAUGCCUGUCAGGCUCAAUGUUGAUCAGCAUUAAAGAUGCGCCACCAAAUCACGAGACGGGAUUGUUCAGUGGCAUGAUCUAUCCGAAAGGUCUAUCCAAGAACUCGACGUGCCUCAGCGAGUACAGAGAUCACAGUGGUCCAUUGAGAUACAAGUUGCCGCUGCGCAGCUGCAACACGAUGCCCAAGGUAAGUUAUCGAAAGUCAUUAACAGCUUAUAAGGCAGUGGCGAUUGGUUACAAGGAUGAUGGUGGCAUUGAGUUCUUCAACACAAUUGUGCUGCAGCCUCAUCUGAAACUGAUAACGGAUCUGGGACGCGGCUACCAUGUGCGCUGUGCCUACAAGAGUCGCGAUGCGGCAGUGAAGCCCAAGAAGCAUCUGCGUAAGCAUGCCCAGAAACCACAGGCAUUCCGCAGUGAUGAGCAUGACAGACGCGACUAUGGAAGAUCGUUGGAUAAGCAACGAUUGGGCGAUGAUGACCUCGAUGAGGAGGAUGUCUAUGAUGUGGAUGUGAAUGCGGCACAGGACGAUGAUAACGAAGUGAAUAACAACGAAAUUCCCAUGCCCGGCUGCCACAUGAAGAUCUACAACGAGGAGCACAAGAUUGCGGAUGAUGUGAAGAUCGGCGAUCCAUUGACCAUUGUGAUUAGCAUUGAUCAACAGAAGCUUUACGGUCUGCACGUGACGGAUUGCAUUGUACGUGACGGGUUGGGUUGGGGAGAGCAGCGUCUGGUGGGCGAAGAUGGCUGUCCCAUGGACAACGAAAUAAUGGGUCAGUUCAAUUAUACCGAGGAUCGUCUGGCGGCUAAUGUAACCUUCCCGGCGCACAAGUUCCCCUACACCACCUCCGUGUACUAUCAGUGCAAUGUGCGGCUCUGCGCUCUUGAGGAUCCCACCUGCCAGGAGGCGCCUCUGUGCAGCGGCAAGCGACCCAAGCGUCAGGCAAGCGAUGGCAAAGAUGAUGACGCUAUGCCAGCUACCAUUGAGGUCUUCUCCGGCCUCUAUGUCAAUGAGAAUGAGAAUGCCAAUGACAGUGACGAGGAUGCGGUGUUCAAAGAGAAGACUCUGGAGGAUGCUCUGUGCGUGUCGCAACGCACCUUUGCCAUAGCCAUCGCCAUUGCUGGCCUCAUUCUCAUGUUGGCCGUGGUUGCCGCCGUGCUCUGCAUUAUGGCACGUCGUAGCACCAAGACGGUAUCCAAUUCAGGCAGCUCCAUUUACAGCGGUCCAUAUACAAAUACCGCCUUCUCGCACAGUAGUUAAAAUGUGCAACAAAGAAAAAUAUCAGAAAAUUCAAAAUUUCAAAAACAAGAAAAACUUUUCCAAAAUGAAACACUCAAAGUGUUUAAAAUUCAAUUAAAUAUAAACAGUCCAGGAGGAUUAACACCAGGAUAAGAUACUCGCGCAGAGGAGGAAGCACAAGAAGAAGAAGAAGCAGAUGCCAAACUGCGGUAGUCAAUUGUCAAAAAUGUCUCGCGAUUAGUUUGGGAGCAAUUUAGUCUUUAAGGUCACAAUAGUUGUGCAGCGGCAGCUGCCUAAGUUUAGUAUUUUUUAUAAGUAUUCUUAUUUUGGAAUACCAACCUUACCCCCUUCCACUUUCCUAUGUGCAGAGAUUACCGGGCAAUUGACGUUUGACUAUUGCCCGCUAAUGUCGCAGAGUUGACCGGAAUGGCAGCCAAUUCGGCGUUGCCAGACUACCCACACUCUGUUUCGCAUUCCAGUUGGUGUAGGAUCCCUCGAUUCUUAUCAGAAACUCUUAACGCCGUCUCGUUCGUUCUCGUAGUGCAGUCAUUUAACUUACUUAUUAGAACUGUAAUUUAAAUAAAAACUAAACUCGAACUAACAACGAAUGCAGCAGCCGACGCUCAGGUGAUAUUUGUAUUCUAAUAUUUAUAAACUUACUUAGUUCCAAACAUACGAAAACAAAAAACCUGCCACACUUAUUUGUUCUUAGUUGAAUUUCCUGUACAAUUUUUUUCUUGUCAUUAUUUAACUACAACUAUUUGCACUACAAUAUCUUAAUACUAUCUAUAAGCAGGACAGCCCAUUUCAGCACUCAAAUAUAAUAAUAACUUGUAUUAAUUCUCAAAGUAAUUUAGCUUAAAUGCCUUUGCACAGCUUCAUUCGAGCAUUGGAAUCUCAAAAGAAAAUUAACGCUUGUCUGGAGCCGUGCAAUGCAAAUUUGAAAUAAAUACACACACAAUAUACUAUUUAAAAUUAAAUAAUAAAAAUAAAGACAACAAACUUUAGUUAGACUUAAGCUAAAAUUAAUCAAUGAAAAUGAACAAUAAAAUUCAAUUUACCUUUA
Drosophila innubila is the source of this 2857-nucleotide messenger RNA. RefSeq lists its product as uncharacterized. The record is from RefSeq and is a predicted model, not a curated record. Lineage: Eukaryota; Metazoa; Arthropoda; Insecta; Diptera; Drosophilidae. The coding region runs from base 334 to 1812 and encodes 492 amino acids. The transcript is spliced from 10 exons.